UCCAAGAUGGCUGUCCUGAAUGCCUCGGUCCCCUAGCAAUUGAGGAUGCGAGCAGCUACUGAAAAAACAACUUUUCCCCGACCAUCUCUUCCCCUGGAAUUCAAAUCGUAAGGUGCAGAGGACACCCUUGCAUCUUACCAGCCUCUAAAUACCCCUUCCAUCCAGGUUAAACCCCUCUAAUUCGCCUAUUUAAAGUAGUUUCGCGAAGUAACCCUCUGUGUCGCUGUCUGUCCUGAGCGAGGUUGAGACAGCUCUGCACAUCCAAAUGGCCGAACCGAGAAAAGUACAAUUUGUCACCCUGUCGGCCUUUGCUGCUGGUCCAGCCACGGAAUCUAGGAAACGCCGGUUGGACGACGAGGCCGAUACAAACUUUGAUGGAGACGUGGGGAUUGGCAAGUCAGUGCCCAGUACGGGAGGAGGUGGCGGAUUGUUCGGCAAAACUAGCGACAGAGACAGCGUUGAGCCCAACAGGGCAACCGUGCGAUUAAACCUUUCUCUCACCGAGCCAAACGACCAGACGUCGGCCGAGUUCAAUUAUAGCGAACUCAUUCAAUCCCUUCAGAAGAAACGCCAGACUCCCAAACCAGCCCCUGAUCCAAAUGAUCCAUUCAAUGACGACGAGAGAGAGCGCAUGCAAGUGGAAGCUUUGGCCAAGAAGUUUGAGAAUAAAUAUGGUAACGCUGCUGCCGCCGCUGGCGGUAAGAAGAAGAGGAGGGACCGCAUGCAGGACCUCAUCGAUAUCGGCUUCGGAUACGACGAGACCGACCCGUUCAUCGAUAACUCUGAGGCAUAUGACGAGCUGGUGCCAGCGUCGUUAACCACCAAGCUGGGAGGAUUCUACAUCAACACAGGCACGCUGCAGUUCCGGGCCGCCUCCGAGUCGGAGGGGGAGGAGAGCAAAGGCGCCUCCACCACACAACAACCGGUCGGCGAUGCACAGAUGAUCAAGAGGCGGAGAAGGAAAGACGGUACGAUGCUGGAGGAGAAGAAACCCAGAAAGAACAGAGUCCCCAAACAAGGUGUGACAGCGCUGGGCGCCCUGCACCGACCGGAGAAGAAGAAGCGCAAGAAGCUGAUGAAGGACUCGCUGUACCUGGCGGCCAUGCUGAGGCGCUUCACCCGCGAGAAGGAGGAGAUGCGCCACAAGAACCCCCAGGCCGCCGCACCGCACCUGGGCAUGGGCACCGCCGCCGCCAGCCUCCCCGCUCCACACGCCACCAACCACCACCACCAGCACCAUCACCACCUGCUCCACAACUCUGGCCUGCCUGUCAACAGCACGUCUGCGAUGGGCAACAAUGACAUCUCCCUGGCUGACCUGACGGCCGACCCGGCCAUGAUGUCGCUGCUCAGCUCGGCCAAUGAGAGCGAGCUCCAGGACCUCCUGGGCGAUCUGGACUUCAACAUGCUGGACGCCGCCUCCGCCGCCGCUACCGGCCCCCUGGUCACCUCCUCCCCCGCCCGGGAGAACGGCCUCCUGGGAGGAGGGUUAGGAGGAGUAGUAGCAGGGGGGGUGGCGGCAGGGGCGCUACUGGGGGUCUCCCCGGUCCAGAAGCCUGGUCAGGCGGGAAGGGCAGGCCAGGGUGCCGCAGGGCUGGGGGGCGUGGGGGGGCGGCUGCUGUCUCCUCCGCCACUGCCUGCCGGUCUGCCCGCGCCGCUCAUCAAACGCAUUGAGGACUUACGGGCGGCAUCGCGACAGUUUGACCAAGAAGGCCGGAAGAAGUUCUUUACUUUGGAUAUGAACGACAUCUUGCUGGAUAUUGAGCUGCAGGUGCAAGAGCAGCCCGUGGAGGUGCGCUCUGCCAUCUACUCCCACAUGGAGGCCUUCGUGCCCUGCAACAAGGAGGCCCUCCUCAAACGCCUCAAGAAGCUCAGCCUUAACAUCCAGGAUGACCGUCUGCGGACCCCUCUGCUGAAGUUGAAGCUGGCCGUGUGCAGCGUGAUGCCGGAACAGAUCGCCAGAUACAACAUGGACUGCAUGGCCAAGGCUGCUGCCAACAAGCAGCAGUCUGAGGAGGGCGAGAAGAACGGCUCUGAGGAGGAGGACGAGGAGAAGCCCGGCAGGAGGGUGAUGGGACCCCGCAAGAAGUUCCUCUGGGACGACAAACUCAGGACUCUGCUGUGCAGCCUGGUGCGUGUGAAGCUGAGCUGCUACGAGCAGGAGCCUGAUGGCUCAGGGCUGUCUGUGGAGGACUACCUCAAGGCCUUCAUGGAGAACGAGGUCAAACCACUCUGGCCCAAGGGCUGGAUGCAGGCCAGGAUGCUGUUUAAGGAAAGUCGAGCUGUGCAUGGCCACCUUACUGGACUGGGCAAGAAAAGAAUAGUUCCUGGACCCAAAGCUAUCAAAGCCAAGGAGGGCUCUUGGAUGCCCAGAACCGGUCCAGUUGGGGCAGUAGGAGUCCUGCCCUCCUCCUCCAGCUCCGUGCCCUCUGCUCCUCUCCCGAUGGCGGUGCGGCGGCCACCCCCCGUGGCCUCCCCGUCGGAGCCAAUCUGCCUGUCGGACUCCCUGGACGAGGACCUGGCCGCCAACUCGCUGGACUCCAUCUCCCAGGCACUGGCCCUGCUCAGCAAUGCAGCCAAGGGCCUCACACAUACCAACGGCCCCUGCCCCACCACUGCCGCUGCCGCCGCCACCCUGGCGGCCACCCUGGCCAGCAGCAUGCCCCCGGGCCUCGGGGCAGCAGCGGUCGCCAGCCUCUACGCCUCCCCCCAGCUCUCCCAUUCCCUGCCCUCCUCCAUCGCGGGCACCAGGCUGGACAACACGGCGCUCCUCUCCUCCCUGGCAGCCAGCAUGAGCAGCACUCUCGUAUCUACCUCCUCUCCCUCCGCCUCGCCCCUCAUCGCCUCCUCCUCGUCUUCGGCGGCGCGAACGCACGCCAGUGUUACCUCUUCCCCCUCCACCUCCUCGUUGAGAGGAGGAGACGCAUACGGGUUGUUGUCGUCGUCUUCCCACACGACUCCUCAUAGCAGACACUCCGCCAUCACCUCCACCGCGCACCGUUCUGCUGUGGGGAGUGCCACAGGGCUGAACGCUCCCUCCCCGCCUAAACCUCGCCCACCACCCACCUCCUCCCCUCUCCUGCCCCCCGGCUCUCAGCAGCAGAAGCCCUUCUGCCCCCCGGGCGCCGGCGCUGCCGGCAGUGGCGUCAAGCCUGGCCAGGCAACUCCUCAGAGGAGCAGCAGCAGCAACGGAGGUGGAAUGGUUGGAGGUGCACAGCAGCAAGUAAAAUCCAACUCCCACCCGCUGCAACUCAACGCCCAGCAGAGGCUGCCUGGUUCCCCUUCCCCAGUGCCCUCCUCCCCCACCACCGCCACCCCAUCCAAGCCUCAUCUCCAGGCUGCGUACUCCCCACAGUCCAACUUCAUCACCCCCAUGCAGGCCACCCUCACCAAGUCCUCCCACAGCAGCAGCAGUUCCUCCAUCAUCAAGCUGACGCAGCCACGGCCCCCGGCCCAGACGCCUCCGCCGGCCUCCUCCCCGUCCCCCUCUUCCUCCCCCUCCCCCUCCUCUUCCACCUCCUCCUCCCCUUCCUCCUCUUCCCUCGCUCACGCCCGGCCCCAGGCGGUGGGCAACUCCCCCCACCAGUACGGCGGGGGCGGCAAGGGAGGCGUUGUCGGGCCCGGCUUUCGGCAGAACUUUACCUCGCCCGGCGGCUCCGCCGUCGCCAAGUCGUCGGCUCAGGCGGUCUACGGAUUCGCCGGUGGUCAGAAGGCCUCCGCCUCUCUUGUCGGUGGAGGACUUGGAACUGGGAGUGUUAAUAUCUCCAGCCCAGUGGGUACACCACCCUCUGUGAUACAGCUGGAUUCCAGUUCCCCAUCCCCCUCUCCUUCUGGGUUGACUGGCAGCCACGGGGGCCAACGGCAGAGGGCGUCCGGAGGAGGAGGGGCGGGACAUAGUGCCAAAAGCAGUCGAGCAGCAGCAGCAGCAGCAGCGUCGGCCUCAGCAGCACUGCCCUCGUCACCACCAGUCACCUCACACCUCUCACAGGUGACCUCGGCCGCCGCUGCCUCCAACCUGCUGGGCUCGGUGCCCCCGUCUCUGCCGCUGGGCUUCGGCAUGCUGGGCGGCCUGGUGCCCGUCUCGCUGCCCUUCCAGUUCCCGUCGCUGCUCAACUUCACGCCCCCCACCACCUUGGGCUCGCCCUCUGCCACAGCUGCUGCUGCCGCCGCCGCCGCUGCCAACUCAGGAUACACCGCCCUGGCACAAAAUCUGUUUAAGAGCCUCCAGUCAGGGUCUCAGGCUGCUCUCCCUCCUCACUUGCAGCUUGCUUUCUCAGAUACAAACCAAAGCCAGGGUGGAGACGCAAAGAGGAAGUCCCACUGACCAAUCACGCACCGGGACACGGACUGUUAGAACGCCACUGGAGUGACAUCACCACCAUCACCAUCAUCAUCCUCAUCAUAAUCAUCAUCAACUGCUUCUGCUGCAGCCUACAGGACGUCAGCACAGCGUUUUUGAUCGACACACAGCAGUAGAAGACUGCAAAAGGAGAUUUAUUAUAUUAUAUAUAUUUUUUUGUUAUUGUCUUAUCGAUGGACCUAACGCAUUAAUGACCCUCAUUCUAAUUAAAUGUCGUUCUUCUUCUUAUUUUUUUUAAAGUGAUUUACUGUGUUGGAAAUGAUAGGAAGGGGUGACCACCUCGUUUAUUUUUAUUUUUUUGUCAACAUGUUUACAUGGCAGACCUGUAUCACUGUGGUUUGAGAGAGAAAGAGAGAGGGAGUGUUGUAGGAUAAAUAGAUAGAAGCUAUAUUAUUCUAAUUUAAUUUGUAUUUAAGUCAGUGUUCUUUUUUUUCUUGGCCGGACUUGAUUCUGUGUAUGGACUUUGUUGAAUAGGACUCUUUUUUUUGCGAUUUUUGUGAAUUGGCUCCCUCUCUCGAGUCAGUGGGGUGGUAGUCCUGUCUUGUUGCACCCUUUUUUUCCUACGAAAUACAGACUGUUAAAUACAGUAGAGCUAUUAAUAAUGAAAAUAAGUUAUUUAUAAUUUUUUUCUUUGCUCACAGGGACAUACAGAUUAUGACGUGUAGGAGUGUGUGUGCGUGUGCGUGAGUGUGGAUCACUAUGGGUGUAUGUAGAUAUAUAUUAUACAUUAUAUUAUAUGAUAUGAUAUAAAUACGCUCUAUUUUCUUUCCAGUCAAUGUGUGUGUGUGUGUGUGUGCGUGUGUG
Engraulis encrasicolus (European anchovy) is the source of this 5164-nucleotide messenger RNA. It is a transcript of the gene ubn2a, whose product is annotated as ubinuclein 2a. Bases 266 to 4324 code for a protein of 1352 amino acids. Lineage: Eukaryota; Metazoa; Chordata; Actinopteri; Clupeiformes; Engraulidae. The record is from RefSeq and is a predicted model, not a curated record. The transcript has 19 exons. Gene Ontology annotation, biological process: chromatin organization. Gene Ontology annotation, cellular component: nucleus.